Molecule: messenger RNA, 3984 nt
Organism: Aspergillus sclerotioniger CBS 115572
Lineage: Eukaryota; Fungi; Ascomycota; Eurotiomycetes; Eurotiales; Aspergillaceae
Exons: 3
Coding region: 228-3851 (1207 amino acids)
Cellular component (GO): cytoplasm
Molecular function (GO): ATPase inhibitor activity; protein-folding chaperone binding
Source: RefSeq, a predicted model, not a curated record
CUCCUUUCUCUCUCUCUCCCUCCUGGCUGGCCAAUUCACUCCCCCCGUCUUCUCCGUCCCUACUUCCUCCCUGCAAGUGGCGUGUCUUGCCUGAACCGUGAACGACGGAUCCCUUUCAUUCCCUCCCUGGAUGGCUUGAUCAUGGUCGUCUCUCGGCGGGAUUGAACGAUGGGGUGCUACAGCCCAGUCUGGUGAACCUGUCUGACUGCUCGCCUUGGAUUGCCAUCAUGUUGGGUCGCCUGUUGAGCACUGCAGCGGCUACUCUGAACCCGGCGGCCUACAAUGCCAAAAAUGCCCACCAGCUGGAGUCCGUCACGGAGGAAGAACAUACUUCCGGUUUACUGUUCCCCGAUGCUAGUCUCCUGCGACGUUCCAAUACACACACUUACCCGCUGCACACGGCCUACAAUUCCCCGAACGCCUCUACGGCUGGUGCCUAUGAUGAUCGCGGCGGCGUUGAGUUGGACCCGAUGAAGGAUUUCCGUGUGAUCAUUGCCCAAAAUGCAUUGGGAGAUCGAGACGCCUGUGUCUUGUUGGAUACCCGCGCGAGUUCGCAGGAUCAGACAUCCCAUGGACUUGGUUUGGAGCCUCAGCUGUUCGACAAUAAUGGUGCAAGACAUGCCCGCACGGUUUCGAACCUCACCCGUGGAACACGACGGGGCUAUUUGUCUCAGUCGUCAGCUGCGGAGCCAAGCCCGCUCUCAGUCGCUGCAGAGACACGGAGGUCACCACCCAUGUCGUCUGGCGCUUUCAUGAGGGCUCGUGGUCGUAGUUCCACUCUGUCGCCUGCUGGAAGCAUUCAUGAGCCUGGCCCGCGUUACUCCACUGACUCGAAUGAUUCUGGGUUAUUGAACUGCAUUUUCGGCAGCAGUGCGUUUAGUUAUAGGGGAUCGUCAACGAAGAUGCAUAUCAUCUCUGCCGACGAUGAACCUGGUAAAACUGCGCCAACGUCCCCUGCAACUCGCAAUUCGCUCUCACGGGCGUAUACAACUGGAAGUUCUUCGGCUUUCGCCAGCACGAACCCUGGGAAUGACUCCAAACCGCCAGCAAAGGUCACCAUUCUCCUAACUAGGAUGUUCAGCGUCCAUUUACCCGAGGGGGGAGAGGCGUCUCCGGAUAGGGCGGAUCAGACCUCCGUCUACCAAGAGUCUAUUCCAAACGCGGGGUUUCCCUUUCCUGACGUCACGAAGCGCCGGAAGAUCAAGGAGAAGAAGACUCCCAUGUAUGCUGUGGCCAUAACCAUUCAAAUCCCACUUCUCUCCCGAAAUACUGGACGACCGGUCUCUCGCUUUAAUGGUCAGGGACCGGACUCCCCCAAACCUGGAAUGUCCUGCUCCCUGGAUUCCGAUUACCGUUUUCGGGGAGGGUUUCUCGAUGACAGCUUGUCACUUGCAUCACCACCAGCCAGCUUAGAUGAGCGGAUUGAUCUCCUAGUCGACCAUUGGGAUGUCAUCAACCGCACAUUGUCACACUUGGAGAGACUGUCACGGAAUGAGAUUCUCUUUCUGUUGAAAAAGGUAGAUUCCUCUUCAGGAAUGCAUCCCAAGCCAGCUAAACCUCCCAACAUGCAACGCACAAAUCAGACAUUUGUUCACCUGCCUGCGAAUAUCCUGGCUGUGAAUUCUAGGCUGCGAGACGAAGCCGUCCGCAGCAGCCGCCGCAUCAGCACCGCACUGCAAAUGCCAUUUGUCGUAACGGGCCAGAGUCGCUGGGGCGUUUGGCGCGAGGAGGGUCGUUCGAUUAUCCGCAGCAUCGGGGACAAAGACCACAGCUUUUUCUUCUUAGUUCUAAUCACCGCGUUCCUGGGGAACCAUACUGAGUGGCUUAAUGCCUUGGGUCCCGAGUGGUACCGAAAGCGACAUUAUCUACAACAGAAGGCCCAGCAGGAUUCUGACCCUGUCCUUGCUCAGCGCACUGUCAUCAUCUCCCCUGACAAGAUGACGGCGCGAAGACUGAUCUUCCUACUGUCGGCGUUUCUCCCAUCCAAACAGCGUUUUGAGCCUUUGCCAUCGCCAAUUCGACCGGGUACCGCCGCUUCCACGAGAGCCAUCUCUCAAAGCCCGCCAAAUGUCCCGGUUUUACGACAGGAGUCCCUUCGGAGGGCCAUCGAACGUCGGUCUCGCGCGCAGCGCCUGACCCUCAGUGAUAGAGAACAGCACCAGCGGUCCGUGAGCGUUUCGUCGUGCGAGACCGCGCAUCGCUCGACGGAUGAGGCAGAGCCGUUGGUGACACCGGAAUUUGGUACUACGCGCCGAGGCUCCGAUGCCCGCUCCAUUAGAGCACUGGGGGUGCCGAUACAGGCCAAGGAUAUGCGCACGAGAAAUACGAGCGCGGCGACCACGUCGACGACCACCCCAGGCAGUACUGUUCCCGUACCGCACUUUGCUUCUCAGAGCCGCUCCGAGCGGGCAGGAUCGGAUCAGACAGUGGCCGAAGGGCAUGACAGCCUGGCGUCGGAAACCCUGUUGCGAAACCUUCAAAGAAGCGAAAGCUCGGUUCUAAGUGGUAAUGGUAGUGUGCCGUCUGCUAAUGGUCGAUGGGGGAGUCUCUUUUCCGGACUGUGGAGCUCACGUCAGGAAUCAUCCACUGGCGGCGAGGCUGUGGCACCGGCAGAAAUCCGCAGACGGUCCGUUUCAGCAUUUGCCAACCCUCCGAGGCGUCAUCCCCCAACCCUGAGUCAGAUGGUCAGAGAUGUCUCGCUCAGGCCCGCUGAAGCGUCCCCCAAGACCGCGACGAGCAGCAACAUCUCGAUCCCACAGUCUUCAAAUCCCCACCAUGGAUAUGAAGAAGACGCCCAGGAUCUGUCUUCUGCUACAGAUCAGGCCAAAGAAUCGUCGUUGAAACUAUCGGUGCGAGGCGAUGAUGGCAUUGUCGAUGUUGAUCUUCCUUUGCCUGGGUUCGUGUCCCUUUCUUCGUCUGGCGACUCAACAAUGGCCUCACCGAAGAAGACGCGGACAUCUGUCACUAGUGUUGACGCUGUGGCAUCUACUCAUAGUAGCACAUCAGGCUUCCCGUCUGCCCCGAGGGACAAUGACGGACCUAAUAUCAAUGUUGCUGGCUGGCUGAAGAGCUUCCAUGACGACUUUUUGCUCCAAGCGGUACGGCCAUAUACCGGGCUUGAGGCCGACAUCAAACGCGCCAUGCAGGCGGAGCCGACUUCCAACCAAGCUGUGUGUCUCGACGCAGAUGGUUCCGGACGUUGGGUGGAUGUCGCGACCACGCUUGUUGCAGACGUCCGAACUUUUUCAGUGAAGCGGCUGCGGCUGCGACGGAAAAUAGGGAAUGCCUCGUGGCGCAACGCCUCGCCUGACUUUUCUCCUCAACCCGGCACCCCUCGUCACGUCUCUGGAGGCUCGGCUUCCGCGUCGCAGCUCACCAGUUUCUUUUCUCAAGCUACGGCUUCUAGCAAAUCAUCUGCGAGUUCUUCCGUAGAUGGAUUUACACCGAACGAAGUGGAAGAGCGCUUCGUGGAAGAACAUGUCAUGGAUCUUGAUGGGACGCUCGUCGAUGCGCUGGAGCGAGUUCUUGCCCAGAGCGGCCCGUCGUCCAUGCAACAUUCCCGUGCUCCGUCGCCGUCACGCGCCCGCCGAGGCGAGGACAAGCACAUGCCGGAGGUUCCAAACCGGGACGAGCCCCGCGCUGCGGAGGUUCCUCGGACCGAGUGUCGCAAGCUCGUUCUCAGUGCUCUCGAGGAGGUGGUCCGCAGCGUAACGGCGGAGCAUUGCCGCGAGGACGUCGAGGGGGAGCUCGGCCCGUCGGACAAGGAGCGGCGGCGGUUGCAGACGGGAGGAGACAACACCUUGCGAGAGGGGAUUCGCAAGUGGCUUCUUGAUGUGGAAGAGGCGUGGUAGUGCUUGUUGGCUGUUGCAUAGCGAUGCGGUUGGUUGGGUUACCUUUCUUAUUUUUCGCCUGUGACUUGACAGGGAUUAUUGGGGUCUUCUCCUUAUUUCUUUGCUACUUUGAUAUCAUCAUGAUACCCAUGUG